CCCCAUCCCUCUCUCUCUCCAUCUCAUAACGGGCUCUUUGUAACUGCUUCUCAUUUAGUCUUUUCUUCGUCUCGUUUGUCAGGAUGGGUGCAGGAGACUGAGGCUGACUCUCCACCAGCAGAACCAGGUCGGGAGGAUCACAGAACAACCCAGGAGCAAGCCAAUCGGACGAGCAUUUGCUCUGGUGCAGCCAACCAGUGAUAGGCCUGCUCUGAAGCCUGAACUAAUCAAACCCUCUGAGGAAAAGACUGAAAAGGUUGAGGUCAUCAAGGUGUAUCUGGAGGAUCGUAGACAGGAGCAACAGAGACACCAGCAGAGCCUCAAGAUGUUGUCAGAUGAAGUCUCCCAGAUACAGGAGGUGAGAUACUGUCUGAAGACCCUGAGGGAACAGAUGGCAACCAAGAACAAAGGACAACACAAGGUUCUUGCUAGUGGCUACGGAGUCAGCACUCCCUUCAAUCAGAACAUCUCUUCUUCCUCAAAGGGAGGAGCUAAAGAUGAUGGGCAGGGAGGGGAGGAUGAGGUGGAGAGGGACAAGAUGAGGGAGGUCAGUAAGCGUCUGUAUGCUCAGCUACAGGAGGCCGAGAAGAAACACCAGGAGGAGAGAGAGAGACUGCAGGCUGAGGGUGUGGAUCUGCGCCAGCGUCUGGGGGAGCAGGAUGAGAAGCUGAAGGGGGUGGAGGAGAGUAGUGAGAGGAAGGACCAGAGGAUUGAGGAGCUCCAGAGGCUGCUGGGAGGCAUGGCGCAGGAGAGCCAAGCCCUACGAGACACACUGAGGAACAGAGAGGAGGAACUCAGAGAAUUACGCAAGAUCAGAGAGGAGGGCAGGAACGAGGAGCAGAGGUCAGAGCAGUUGGAGAAGGAGCUGGCCAUUCUGAAGGAGAAGAUCCAUCAUCUAGAUGACAUGCUGAAGAGCCAGCAGAGGAAAGUCAGACACAUGAUCGAACAGCUGCAGAACUCUCGUAUGGUGAUCCAGGAGAGGGACCGUGUCAUCAGAGAUCUGGAGGAGAAGGUGGCUUUCCUGGAGGCAGAGAACCGGGAGAUGCAUGAUCAGAUGGACUACUUCCUGGGAGGUGAAAGGUCAAACUCGCACCUCUCAUCAGACCGCCACGCCCAGAUUGUCUACAGUAAGCCUUUGAAGCCCAGCAACUCGUCCAACAAGCCUCUUCCCUUCAUCAAAAUCAUUGAGACCAAGUCCUGAACUGGUGAAAGCGAGGGAGAAGGGGCUAACCUAACGACACCAAACCUGCUAAGCUAAACAACAACGGACUGAAAUAGACCACCACCACAUUACUACCACACCAACAUCACAGUGCACGUAUGAAGUUUAAACUGAGGUGACCACAACAUCACAUCAACUGACCACCAGCUACGACCAUCACCCAUCCAUGGCCACACUCCUUCGAUAGGACACUAUGCAGUGUGUGUGUGUGUGUCAGAGGAGGCUGGUGGGAGAAACUAUAGGAGGAGUGGCUCAUUGUCAUGUCUGGAAUGGUAUAUAUGGAACAGUCAACUGUUCCCAUAUGUUUUCUGUGUUUCAUACCGUUACAUGUAUUCCUCCUAUAGCUCCUCCCACCAGCCUCCGUGUGUCUGUGUGUCUGUGUGUGUGUGUGUGUGUGUGUGUGUGUUUGUGUGUGUGUGUGUGGUUUUGGAUUGUGUAUGGACGUUGAUGUAGAUAUACUUAUAGAGUUGAUUCUCAAUAGAAGUCUAUUUAUUCAUAGCAGACAGAUUAUUCUUUCUAACUCAGUGUCAUAAUCUAUUGUCAUCUGUUGAAGUCCGUCUGAAGGACUUUACUACUGACAGAGAGGACCAGAGACGGUGUGGUAGCACUGUGGUUAGUAAGGGUCUGAUAACAGACCGAGUCUUUGGCCUCAGAGAGGAGGCAACCAUGCCAGGCUGGGCCAUAACAGAGAAAUAAAAUGGCUGAUGAGUGAGAGGGGGAUCGAAGAGAGAGGUGGGGGGUAAGAAAUCUGUAUUAAACUAAUCAGAACACAACCAGUUUGUCAUCUUUUUACCAUGGCACCAAGGCAGGAUAGAGUGAGUGUUAUUAUUGGAGAAGCAGAAACACAUUAAGGAUAGAGGAUAUAGUUUUCCAUCAAACCCUUCUGUAACCCAUUAACCUACUUCCUGUGUCUGUGGCCUGGAGUCCACUGUUAGAAUCCUCUUUAUUUGACACCUGAAAGAGAGGAAGACCAUCUUUGACUUUUUGUAAAUAUACUUAUAUGGUCACGUAACGGCCACAGUGAUGUGUCAUGGUUUAUACAAAGUUAUGCAGGCCAUGUUUGUUAUUUUGUUCGUUGAGAAAGUGGGAUGUUUGGUCUAGUAUGUGUGGAUUAGAAUUCCCCUCACCAAUACUGAUGUCACUUUAAAGUCUAAAGGAGAUGAAGAUUCAUUCUGACAAGUACUUACUAACCUUGUAAGAAGUUGACAUUAUCCACAUUUUUGCAUGCAUUUCAGUUACCUGCUGUUUCAUCCACCAUCACCAGCUUUGUACAUAACUAUAUUUAUUUGUUUAUGUGGUGUUCUUUGAUGUCCCUGUAGUCUCACUCUGGGAUUUGUUUGUUAGUUUUAUCCUUCAGACAGGAAUGUUUGGCCUGACACUUUAGUGUGUGACAAUCAUCUUUAUGUAUUUAUGUGAAAAUACAACUUUCAUUUUAGGGAAAAAAAUUUCACUAGACAUGUUAGUGUGUGUUAACAACAUAUAUACUUUGUGUUUUAGUUAUUUUAAUAAAUAUAUGAAAAUA
Molecule: messenger RNA, 2744 nt
Organism: Oncorhynchus keta (chum salmon)
Lineage: Eukaryota; Metazoa; Chordata; Actinopteri; Salmoniformes; Salmonidae
Product: tuftelin-like
Exons: 11
Coding region: 326-1201 (291 amino acids)
Biological process (GO): intracellular signal transduction
Cellular component (GO): intracellular anatomical structure
Source: RefSeq, a predicted model, not a curated record